Messenger RNA from Cylas formicarius (sweet potato weevil), 2802 nucleotides. RefSeq names its product Golgi resident protein GCP60. Gene Ontology annotation, molecular function: fatty-acyl-CoA binding. The coding region runs from base 37 to 1401 and encodes 454 amino acids. The transcript has 6 exons. NCBI's taxonomy places the organism in Eukaryota, Metazoa, Arthropoda, Insecta, Coleoptera, Brentidae. The record is from RefSeq and is a predicted model, not a curated record. Gene Ontology annotation, cellular component: Golgi membrane.
CUGCACAACAUGUCAUGUCAUAUCAACAUAUAAAAAAUGUCAACUGUAAUGGAUGGUGACGAGGCAGAGGUUUCAAAAAAUUCGGAAAAUAUUAAUUGGCAAUCCAACAUUCAAAAAGAAGUGCAAAAUACAAUUAGCAACAACAGCUUAGAAUAUGGUUUGCCUCUUGAAGAAGUUUACAGACUAGGACUUAACUUUUAUAAAGAAAAAGGUGGCAAAGCGGUUCAUUUUAGCUAUGAAGACAAUUUGCAAUUGGUGGCGUUUUCUCAGCAGGUUGUUCACGGCCCCUUGUGCGAUGUUAUUAACAAACUAACUCCUCUAGGAACUUUAGAUGUUGUUGGCAAGGAUAGAAGAGAGGCAUGGCAAAAACUUGGUAAACUUUCAACUGAGCAGGCCCGUGCAGGAUUCAUUGAAUUAUUGGGUCGGAGGUGUCCUUUAUUUUCUGCAUUUGUGGAAGCUCAUAGGAGAGAACAACUGGAACAUAAACAGAGAGAGAAAAGGGAAUUGGAACAAAGACUUCUUGAGAUGGAGGAACAGAGAAAAAAGGAUGAGGAAGAGAAACUUCGAGUAGAACAUUUGCAGAAGGAAGAAGCUAUAAAGAGGCAAAUUCAACAAGCUUUAAAUGAGCAAACUUAUGAUCAGUUUAGAAAAUAUUCUGAACAACAAUAUCCAGGCGAUCCGGAAAAACAGGGCACACUUAUCAGGCAGUUGCAGGAUCAACAUUACAUUCAAUAUAUGCAACAAUUGCAACAUGCACAGCAAGGCAGCCAAGGUGAGAAAACCGAGGUUGUGGAGAAUAAUCCGAAUGACUAUCUUGGUGGAUCUGAGAAUUUAAAAGAGUCAAAAGACAUUCUUCAAGAAGAUGAUGAUGUAACAACAAUUGUUGCCGCCAGCAUGUGGACUCUGCCAGAUAUUGAAGCUUUCAAACAAAGAGUUUCACAGAAUGAAGGAGAUGGAGUUGUUAGGGUUGGUCAUGGUGAAACUGUUACUGUUAGAGUUCCUACUCAUCCAAAUGGGUCUAGACUUUUUUGGGAAUUUGCUACUGAUCACUAUGAUAUUGGUUUCGGUAUUUAUUUCGAAUUUGGUAAUCCUAUGACUGAAGAGGUAUCGGUUCACGUUUCCGAAAGUGAUGGAGAUGAUCUGGAUGAGAUAGAUGAAGAGGAACUGUAUAAUGACGUAGCGUUGAAGAACGAUCUCGAAGCGGCAGCUAUCGAUUUGUCCACAUUAACCAAACCACUAUUAACUGAAAUUGUUCCAGUUUAUCGAAGAGACUGCCAAAAUGAAGUGUACGCCGGUUCACAUUUAUACCCAGGCAAAGGAGUUUAUUUACUUAAAUUUGAUAAUUCUUAUUCAUUGUGGAGGUCCAAAACCCUGUACUAUAGGGUGUACUAUACACACUGAAGCCCAGUAUUGUUGUUUGAUGUUCUAAUGUGUUUGUAUUGUCAUUCUCAAACUUGCCUUUAAGCAUUUCGAUUAGCUUAAGGUUGAAUUAUUACUACUGUUAAGUUUAUUUCAAUUUAUUUAUGAAACAUUAUUUUUCUCAAUUAGAGAAUGUUGAUACAUUUACUUGUUUUAUAUUGUACUUUCUCCCUUUGAGAGUGCUAAUAAAUAAUUCUUCACCUGGUGUAACCAAAGAUUAACUUGGACAGCAAUGUUCAAUGACAACAAAUUGAUUGAUGAACUUCCUAAUCUAGGAAUAAUGUAAAUUGUUUCAAGUAUUUCAAGGAAUCAGUUAGUUUAACUUUGGCAGACAAUAAUGAAAAAAAAAGUGUUUUUACAGAAAGAAAUAAACACUCGCCUAUAUGAAUGAGACUAAUCUAACUUUACAUAUUUAUGCACUUUAUUCAACUAAAUGGGAUAUGCUGAGAAAAUGUGAAUGAAUUUAUUUCUAUAAAUUGAUUUACAGGCAACAAACAAAACAAGACAUAAUUUUUAAAUUAUUAUUUAUUUAGAAGUAACAUUCCAUUGUAGAUAAACAUAAUUAAAACUUUGGUUGAUAAUACCAGAAUACUUACUAACAAACAGCUAUCACAUGUUUCUUUAAUAUAAAAUAGUACAAGCACUUCAACACGUGUUAAUUAAUUAUAUUAAACUAGGUACAAGGCACAUGAUGUAUAUUAUUGUCUUCACUAUUCUAAAAUUUGUACUCAUAAAAAUUAAAAUAUGACAAAAAUAUAGAAUCAUAGAGAACAAGUGAAAGGUUACUAUUUUGAAAACCUUCAAUUAACUAUCACUGCAAUUUUCUGCAGCAUGGUAUUUGUAAAAAACUUUGUUGGUGGCCUGCUAACAACUUCAAUACAAAUGAUCUUCAAAAACGAAUCACUUGACCCAAUUACAUCUCACGCUAGAAUUAUUUAAAACUAUUAGCAAGUUCAGAUUUUUAACAUUUUGUGGUUUUCUCAGCUUGUUAAUUCCUGACAAAAAAUAUACUAACUAACCUAGGCUUUAAAGUAAAAAAUUGGACAUGAAGUCAUAUAAUUACAUAAUUCCAUCCAUUUUAAAACAUUAUAAUUUUUUUGUUCCUUAAAAAACAUACGCCACUGAUGCACGAUAUUUUCACACAAAAUUUAAUUCCCAAUAACUAAUUUUUAGGAAUUGAAUUAAAAAAAAAAGUUUUUUCACACUACAGGGAAUACAAACAUAAGAGCCUUUUUUGGCUUUAGGAUCCCGUUCAAUUUCAAAGAAAUACAAAUAAAUCCUUUUAAACAAAUUUGAAUGACAAUUAUACAUUAUUAGUAAAGGAGCUUACAUGGUAUAAAAUGAUAGGCAUGUUUAUGUGAACUCAAAUUACUUACUGCUUUG